Penicillium macrosclerotiorum is the source of this 1296-nucleotide messenger RNA. Its product is annotated as L-rhamnonate dehydratase. Gene Ontology annotation, biological process: carbohydrate catabolic process. Lineage: Eukaryota; Fungi; Ascomycota; Eurotiomycetes; Eurotiales; Aspergillaceae. The record is from RefSeq and is a predicted model, not a curated record. The transcript has 3 exons. Gene Ontology annotation, molecular function: L-rhamnonate dehydratase activity; magnesium ion binding. The annotation marks the transcript as partial.
UCUUCCACCAACAUGGGUUCCACCACAGAGUUCCCCCGCAUCAAGGAGAUUCGCACUUUCGUUAUUGAUGGUGUAGGCUCCGGCGGUGACUAUCACAAUGUCAAGGGUGGCCACUGGCUCAUCGACAGCAACAUUUCGACCCCCAUGACCAAGUGGGCACAGUAUCGUGGCUCGCGCACUUCAUGGGGUAUCAAUGUUCUGGGAUCCUUCUGUGUUGAGAUCGAGGCUACCGACGGCACCAAAGGCUUUGCGACUGGCUUCGGUGGCCCUCCUGCCUGCUGGCUGGUGCACCAGCAUUUUCAGCGCUUCCUGAUCGGCGCUGAUCCCCGUGACACCAACAACCUUUUCGAGAAGAUGUAUCGUGCCUCCAUGUUCUACGGCCGCAAGGGUCUCCCAGUCGCCGUGAUCUCGGUCAUUGAUCUGGCCCUGUGGGACUUGCAGGGUAAGAUCCGGAAUGAGCCUGUCUACAAGCUCAUUGGUGGAGCCACUCGGGAUCGUUUGGACUUCUACUGCACCGGUCCCCAGCCUGCGUCCGCCAAGGCCAUGGGAUUCACUGGUGCCAAGGUGGCCCUACCGCACGGCCCGGAUGAGGGCACCGAGGGUCUGCUGAAGAACGUCGAAUAUCUCCGUCUGCAACGUGCCAGCGUGGGACCCGAUUUCCCACUCCGUGUGGACUGCUACAUGUCAUUGACCGUUCCCUACACUAUCCAGCUCGUCAAGCGUUGUGAGGCUCUCGGCCUGGAUAUUGACUGGUGGGAGGAGUGUCUCUCUCCCGAUGACUUCGACGGCCACGCGCUCCUGAAGCGUGCCCACCCCACAGUCAAGUUCACCACCGGCGAGCACGAGUAUUCCCGCUAUGGCUUCCGCAAGCUGGUUGAGGGCCGUAACCUUGACAUCAUUCAGCCUGAUGUCAUGUGGGUUGGCGGUAUGACUGAGCUAUUGAAGGUGUCCGCCCUCGCCGCCGCAUAUGAUAUCCCCGUUAUCCCCCACGCCUCCGGCCCCUACUCCUACCACUUUGUUGUCUCCCAGUCCAACAGCCCCUUCCAAGAAUAUCUGGCCAACUCUCCCGAUGGCAAGACCGUUGAGCCGGUAUUCGGUAACCUCUUCCUGAACGAGCCCAUUCCUACCAACGGAUUCCUCGACGUUUCAAUUCUGGACAAGCCCGGAUUUGGCCUGGAGCUGAAUCCCGCUGCGCCUUUGAUCCCUGCCUCUGCCCUGCUUACCCCUGCUCCGCAGAAGAGCCUUCGCGCUCCUGAUGACAAAGUUGCUAAUGGCACUGUCGAAGAAGGCCAUUGA